AUGGACUACAGGCAUGUCACGCCUCCUUCGGACGAUGAGUACUCGACUAUGCACUGCCCUGGUGGCAGCGCCAGUACUCAGGCGUCCUACUACCCUCACAACUGGUCCCCAGAGACCGUAAUGACCGCUGCCACAACUCCGCCUCGCUCACCAUACAUUAUCCGCGAAAGCGGCUCCCGCCUCUUACCAAAACCAAGAGACCAGGACCAAAUCAUUGAGCCUAAGCCGUCAAUGGCAGGCUUCCAUGGCCACAGCCGCACAGCUUCACUGCCCGCUAAUCCCUUUGCGAUGCAGUUCGGACCAGCCAUUCCACAGUUCUCGGGCAUCGAUCGACGCUCUGCAAGCCCUCGUGGCAGAGCGCAGGCACCGAGCCCCGCGCCUUCAGCAUAUGGACAUCUUCAGCCAGAGUCAGCAUCGCACAGACCAACGAUGGCCAAUAUGAGAUCUGUGUCUGCAUACCACAUCUCGAGCGUCAGGUCUCACUCGCGCAAUGCGUCAUCUUCAAGCAUCGACGCCUCCAUGCUUAGUCGGUAUGGUUACCCGACAUAUCGGCAAAGCCCUACACCACAACCGAUCGGCUGUGGGAUCUCGAUGUCACGCACACCAAGCGCCAUGAGCCACCUAGCGCCUAUUCCCAUGCCCAAUGGCCAAGUCCAAUCGUACCCGAAUGGUCGCAGAACUGCCAGCCCUCCGGCAAACCCAUCUCGACUGUCUGUUGAAGCAGAGGUCCCGGACGACACCGACUUGUCGACCUCGACUGUCCUGGAGUACCUCACCGCACCAAACCCAACCCCCUCCCUGAUCCAAAAGAUCACCGAAACCAACAAACUCCAAAAUUCCCACUUCUGGUUCGAUAUCCGCAACAUCAGAUCCUGGUCGGACUUCAACAUCAACACAAUCUCCACCAUCCCCGGUCUCCUCGAUCUCCUCAAAGUCGACAUCUCAUCCCGCCACCUCCCCACCCCAAGCACCGUCAACCUCUCCCCAGAAUCUCCCUCACAACUAGCAGAACUCUGCGCAAACCACCACGCCAUCAAAGUCAACGCCGCCCUCAAAAUCGCCCAAGGCGACAAACACAUCGCUAUGCGGACCCUUCGACCCAUGCCCGGUGCCCGCCAGCAGCCUGAGUUCGUGGCCAACUAUCAAUCCGACGGGGAGAAGACAAUCUACGGCGACGGACGCGGCCGCGUAGUCGGUAUUGUCAAGUCCUACGACCAGUGGAAUUCAGGCUACCGGAAUGGAUCCCCGAUCGAUAAAAUCAAGUACCUCGAACAUCUAGCCCACCUCCACCGCUUCAUGCGCGAGCAUGGAACGCGCUAUGGGUUCAUCAUGACGGAGAUCGAGCUGGUCUGCGUUCGUCUGGGCGGCCCAAACACAGCUGAGAACAUCCCCCUCUUUGGAUACCUCGAAGUGGCACCUUCUGUCCAAAUUUCCGCGCAUGGGACUACGGAGGAUGGGGAGUUGAGGAUGACGGUGGAGUUGGCGUUGUGGUAUUUACAUAUGCUCGCUAAAGAGCAGCCGUUUCCGGAGCAGUGUCAUUGGCGUCUGGAUGUGGGAGGGCCGACGGUGAUGACGAGGAAACAUCAUCUGCCGAGGGAUGAGUGGAUGCCGAAGGUUAAUCAGCAGGAUAAGAGAGUGUCGAAGAGGAUGAGGGGCUGGGUUUGGCCGGAUGAACCGCUUCAUAAGAGGGAGUGUGGGAAGGGGAGGAGGAAGUGA
This is a messenger RNA of Fulvia fulva, 1716 nucleotides long. RefSeq lists its product as uncharacterized. The coding region runs from base 1 to 1716 and encodes 571 amino acids. Lineage: Eukaryota; Fungi; Ascomycota; Dothideomycetes; Mycosphaerellales; Mycosphaerellaceae. The record is from RefSeq and is a predicted model, not a curated record. The transcript has a single exon.